AUGCUUCUACAGUCUGCCGAGGAUCCUACAGCGGCUCAUGGCCGGGCCCGCGUCGCAAUCCGCAAGCCAGUGCGCGGAGGGCACGCGCUGACGCUGCUGGCGGCCCGGAACCAUUUCGCGGGACAGGGCGAGCCAGCUGGCAGGAACCACCGGGGCCAGGACGGCUCCUCUCGCAAACACACGCCCGGCGCCUGCCUGAGGCCGCCCAACUUCCAGGGGGCGCGCCACUUAUUCGGCCGGCGGCGCAGAUUCUUUCCCCACAUACGUGAAAGCAGGGGCAGCCCCCGCGCGCGCGCCGCGCCAGCAACGCCGGGGCGGGCAAGCGAAAUGGCGGCCGCGCUCCCGAUAUCGCGCGCCGGCUCUCG
Amoebophrya sp. A120 is the source of this 365-nucleotide messenger RNA. The record is from the annotation of a GenBank genome assembly. NCBI's taxonomy places the organism in Eukaryota, Dinophyceae, Syndiniales, Amoebophryaceae.